AUGCAUCCGCAUUAUGGAUUUGUAGGUUCAACAUAUGUUGGAAAUAAUGUUGGAAUAAAACAAGUUCAACAAAUCUAUGGAAAUUCAAUUCAUCAUCAACAAGUUCCUUUUUAUUCUCAACAUUCAAAUUAUUCCUCAAUUCAUUCACAUCAACAAAGAAAUCAACAUUAUCCAUAUCAGCAACAACAACAACAACAGCAGCAACAGCAACAAAUAAAUAAUCUCGAUCAUCCAAAGUCUAAAAGAAAGAUGUUACAGACUCCGUCAACAUUUCCAACUUCAACAUUAAAAUGUUUAUUGGAAAAUACUGAAAUAGCCGAUCUUUUACUAAAAAGUUUUCCUCUUUUAGACGACGAAAACGAUUUGAAAUCGGAUAAACAAGGUUUAUCAAAUGAUUUAUCAUCUAAAGUCGCUUGGAAUUCUUCGGCAUUUCUUGGUCCAAAUCUAUGGGAUAAAGAUCAAUUAUAUAGUGCAAAUGGGAAUGGAACAUUACAUUCAGAUAAAACAACAAUAAAUUCAACAACAAAUGGAAAUUUUAAAGUGGAAAAUAUCGAUAUCGAUGAAUUUCUUUGCGAAAAUAAUUUAAAUUUAAAUGAUAUGGAAUCAUUUUCAAAUCAUUUUGAACAUGUUGAACAAACAACAUCGAAUUCACCAAAUCAAAAUCAAGAUAAUUUAAUUCUUCAUUCACCAAUGCAAGCAGCACCUGCGAAAUCACCUGCGGAUGAUUCGAUUAGUCGUCAAUCAUCAAGUUCAUCACGAAAAUAUUCCCAAGAUGAAGUUUCAACAAAAAAUUCAAAUGGAAAACAAUCGAAAAAAUCUCGAAAGGCUCAACAUCAAUCUAAACAGUUCGUUCCAGAUGAACUUAAAGAUGAAAAAUAUUGGGCAAGACGAAGAAAAAACAAUUUAGCUGCGAAAAGAUCACGAGAUGCUCGACGAAUGAAAGAAAAUCAAAUUGCUUUACGAGCUGAUUUCUUAGAAAGAGAAAGCGAUUUGUUGAAAAAACAAUUAGAAGAUUUGAAAAGAGAAAAUCAAAAAUUGAAAAUGAAAUUAAUUCAAUAUGAAUCUUCAAUUAAACAGUGA
Molecule: messenger RNA, 1080 nt
Organism: Adineta ricciae
Lineage: Eukaryota; Metazoa; Rotifera; Eurotatoria; Adinetida; Adinetidae
Source: the annotation of a GenBank genome assembly